Molecule: messenger RNA, 1710 nt
Organism: Fusarium graminearum PH-1
Lineage: Eukaryota; Fungi; Ascomycota; Sordariomycetes; Hypocreales; Nectriaceae
Exons: 1
Coding region: 1-1710 (569 amino acids)
Source: RefSeq, a predicted model, not a curated record
AUGCCUACCUUGUAUCCUGGUGGGUUGACAGCCCCCCUCAGUGUUAUCCUCGCUGCUGAAGCCACUGCCACUACCACGGACGCCGAAAUCAAGGCUACUGCGACCCCGCCGGCGACUGUCGGCAGUAACAAGAUAUCAUCUACUAAGGCACUGGAUUCUUCUACGGCUUCAGCACCCCCCACCGCUGCUUCUGGAGACAUCGUCUCUGAUUCCAGUGCUUCCUUGACCGAGGAGGUAUCGGUGACAAGGACUACCACAACCAUCACCGUAACACCUACAGUCUUUGAUGUUACUUCGGCCUCUGAAUCUACCUUAUUCUCUGAAUCUACUUCGGUCUCUGAAUCUGAAUCUACCUCGGCAUCGGAUACUGCUUCGACUUCUGAUACUUCUUCGGCCCCCGAUGCUGCUUCGACAUCCAAUAAUACUUCGGCCUUUGGUACCACUGCGGGAUUUGGUACAACUUCAGGUUUAAAAAACACCUCAAGAACCACUGCUUCCACCAUUGAAGAUUCAGAUUCAGACCUGGACCGUCGCGAUGAAACUAUCGACAAGACCGAAGAACAAACUGACGAGGAUGAAACCCUGGCAAUAAAAACUCAGCAGGCAAUCCGCAAGCUAAGGGAGGCGUACGAACUGCAGGAGCUGUUCAACAUGGCCGUACUCAAGUGGGGAAGAUCUCAGGAGGAACAGGAGAGACAGAGAAAGGAUUUGAAAAAGGCUGAAAAGGAAAUCGAACGCAGAGUAAAAGCGGCUGUUGAUUUUGCCAAAGAGGUCCAGGCAGAUACCGAGGCAUUUGAAAAAGAGUAUGAGGAGGAAGAGAUAGGGGAGGAGAAGAAGAACAGGAUCAACAAGCGCGAUAAACCUAACGAUUGCGGUUGUGGAAACAAGAACGGGAAACGCGACAAAGUCAAUGAUUGCGGAUGCGGAAAAAAGAACGAGAAACGCCAGGACCGUAUCAAUCCGAAUCUAGAGCAUGAAAAGCACGAAGACGAGCUCUACGCUGGUAUCGGAGACCAACUGGAGGAGGGUCUCGUGAAGGAUGAAGAUCGGACUGGUUCGAAGUAUGAGAAGCCCGUCUACUUGAUCACCAAGCAAUUCAAGGUGUACAAGUGUGAGAAGCUCAAUGGAUGCGAACUCUACGAUGUCCGCCAGGUUGACGACGAAGGACCCGGUGGCAAUUGGAACACUUACGAGGACUUGAAGAAGUACAAGGAAAGGUUGUCCAAGGCAAAGGAGGAUUACAAGGAGGAUUUCGAGAAGAAUAUCAAGGAGAAGAUGAAGAAGGCCAAAGCAGGAGAGAAAACAGUAACGUCUAUCUUUGAGAUCGAGAAUCCUGAGAGGGAGUCAGAGAAGGAGCCUGAAAAGGAGGUGAAGGAAGAGAAAGAGGUAGAGGAGAAAGGAGAUGAACAGGAACAAGCCCACACGGAAAGUCCUCUGCUCGCUGGUGGAGAUGAAGCCAAGCAAUAUGAGCGCAUCUCAAUGCUCUACAUGCAAUACCGAGGCAUGCUUGUCGAACCUAUCCAGAGAGAUCUCGACCCUAUUCUCAGGAACUCCAAGUACGAGGAAGACAAGGAGAUGGCGUCUCAGUACCAGGAGGGUAACGAGAAGGAGCAACGACAGAGACUGAGCAGGCUCUACAUGGACUAUCGCUACAUGCUUAUCCCCAAGUGGCAGAAGUUGCUUGAUCCUAUUCUCUGGGCAGAUAAUUAG